Molecule: messenger RNA, 1527 nt
Organism: Hydatigera taeniaeformis
Lineage: Eukaryota; Metazoa; Platyhelminthes; Cestoda; Cyclophyllidea; Taeniidae
Source: the annotation of a GenBank genome assembly
AUGGCUCCUCCUCAAUUCAUUUUCCAGGUCCGACACGACUACUGGCUGCUUGUGUGGACGUUACUCCUGUCGUUUUGGAGUAAGCGGUGUGCUACAGGAGAUUUGGUGAUUUAUACCUACUCUGGAAACUCUACAAGCGACUCCAGCGCUGUUGUCGACGAUGGCCAUCGACUGACCUACGUAAAGUUGGGCGUUGCCGUUGGCAUGUUCAGCAUCACUGCCGCAGCAUGUACCCUCCCCCUCCUUGUGGUAACUUGUAUCGCACGACGGAUGCGCUCACGCACUUCUUGCAUCGCUUCCGCCUCCUCCAAUGGUCCCAACUCCGGUGACACUAUUACCUGCCGUACCUCGCGGCAGGCGGAGGAUCGAGAGGCAUCAUCUCUGGAUCCGCAAAGUACCGAGUCGGAGGAGUUGCUGCUUACUCGUGGCCCCGAUUCGCAAGUACCAGAGACGCCACAGACACUCAAUCUUAGUACUCCUUCUUUCUACGAAGUUGAGCACCAUGAAGACGCCUCUGUCUUGCGCGAAGACCACCGCCUUCGCUGGAGUGAUGGCGCCAUGGGGAACGGUGUAGAUGGUGAUGGCGUGGCCGGCGUCUUUAACGGUUCUGCGACAUCUAACGGAGGGAUUCCGUCCUCGAUGCCUAUCAAAAGUGUUCGUCGACGUGGCUCUCACAGGCGAAUGCGUGUGAUUCGCAAGUGGGCCAGCCGUAUCAAUUGCUUUGCUGCGGGCAUUUUCCUCUCUACUGGUCUCAUGGAUCUCUUCCCUGAGGUGCAAGAUGCAAUGGCGGUGGCCUUUAGUGCGCUAAAAAUCAAUUCACAAUAUCCCUUCUCAGCUCUCUUUACUCUCCUGGGUUUCUUUAUGGUGCUGUCUGUAGAGCAAUGUGUGCAUAUCUGUCACAGGCAACGCCGUUCUAACUUAUCAUACGAUCGACGCUCUGAUGAGACAUUGGCAGUAGCUCCGCAUCAGCACCACAACCACUCGCACGACCCUGAAACCAUUCUCUUACCUGAUGACUCAGAGGGUGUCCCCUCAACCUUCCGCAUCAUGCUCCUUCUCAUAGCCCUCUCCGUACACUCCAUCUUCGAGGGUCUAGCAGUGGGUCUGCAGCGUAGUGUUUCCGAGGUGCUAACCCUAUUCUCAGCCCUCAUUCUGCACAAAAUCAUCAUGGCUAUCAGCACCGGUGUCUCGCUGGCCACUGCACACAAGGCGCGGGAGGGUGGGAUCCCACGCUCCCAGUGGAUGGGUGCGCUUUUCUUCGCCCUUGCUUCACCUAUCGGUGUACUCAUCGGGUGGGCGUUGAUCGCGCAGCGCUCUUCACCCGCUCUCCUCAUGGCUAUUGCGGUGCUACAGGGCCUCGCAUGCGGCACUUUCUUCUUUGUGGUCUUCUGUGAAAUGCUGCCUCACGAGUUCAGUGUGUCCGAGAUAGACAUGUCAUCGACGGUUCGAGAUAGAAUUGGCAAGAUCCUCUCCCUGGUGCUUGGUUUUGCACUCAUUGCUACCUACAUUGCUCUUGAACCGGAAUGA